AUGUUCUCUCCUAUUGUCUUCCAUUCACCUCUAGCUAUCAUUACAAAAGAUGAAAAAAAAGCAAGAAACGCAAAAAUGGCAGCUAUCAUCGAGCGAUAUAAGGACAAAGUCUCAACUCUUCCGAAGCAAGAAAGUUGGAUGAACAUGGACGUAUACAAGUACCAAGGUUUCUGGUACCACCAAGGCUUUUGGUAUCAUGGAGCUAAUUUCUCAGUAGAAGCAGUUAUGGCCGCACAAGAUGAUUUGAAAGCUAAACCAACCGAUGUUUUCUUGGCCAGUCAUCCAAAAUCUGGCACAACAUGGCUUAAGGCCCUUGCCUAUGCCAUUAUGACCCGAACCAAGUUCAAAAUCGAUCUUGCUUCUAAUUUAACACAUCCAUUGCUCACUAUUAGCCCCCAUGAUUGUGUCCCAUUCAUUGAGACUGAUUCUUUCUUGAUCAACCCUUCUUACAAUAAUGGCCUCAUGGCGACCCAUAUUCCUUACAAUUCAUUGCCUGAAUCCAUCAUUAAUUCUGGUUGCCGGAUUGUUUAUGUAUGUAGAAACCCUAAAGAUGUGUUUGUUUCCUUUUGGCACUUCAUAAACGGUUUAAAUGAUGAUGCAUCUACUUCAGUAAGUUUGAAGGACGCAUUUGAGAUCUUUAGUAGUGGCAUUAGCCCACAUGGACCUAUUUGGGAUCAUGUGAUUGGGUACCAUAAAGCAAGCCUUGAACGACCAGAUAAGGUUUUGUUCUUGAACUACGAGGAAAUGCAGAAGGAUGCAAAUAAUGAGGUCAAGAAUUUGGCCAAGUUCUUAGGUUAUCCUUUUACAGAAGAGGAGGAAGCCACCGGAAAAGUGGAAGAGAUAAUAAAAUUAUGCAGUUUUGAUAAUUUAAGGGAGGUUAACAAGCCUAAUAAAGAUGGAGAUGAGACGUCUACUGUUGUAUCUGAUGAAGCAUUUUUCAGAAAAGGUAAAGUUGGAGAUUCUAUUAAUUAUCUUACAACUGAAAUGAUCCAGAUUUUGGAUAAAAUCACGAAAGAAAAGUACGAUGGUUUGGAUAUCUCAAUUUAA
Molecule: messenger RNA, 1047 nt
Organism: Cynara cardunculus var. scolymus (artichoke)
Lineage: Eukaryota; Viridiplantae; Streptophyta; Magnoliopsida; Asterales; Asteraceae
Product: flavonol 3-sulfotransferase-like
Exons: 1
Coding region: 1-1047 (348 amino acids)
Biological process (GO): sulfation
Cellular component (GO): cytoplasm
Molecular function (GO): sulfotransferase activity
Source: RefSeq, a predicted model, not a curated record